ACUGGACAUCCGCGACAGGAUCACCAACAAACUACUCCCCUAGAUUGUCAGUCAAAAAGCGAGAAGGAGUUGGUUGAAACCGAGGUAUCAAUCAGCCGUCGGAAGAUGAUCACAAUGAAUUUGAGACACCGUGAGCCUCUAUAACCAGAUGCUUUGAUUGCCUAUGGAUAUAUUCGGCCGUUGUAAUGGUCCUGGUGGUAGUGGUGGAGCAAUAACAGGAAAUACUGGAGGUAGAGCGGCAACGGCCGCUGAUUCAGCGACAGCUAGUGGAAACGAUACGACCGAGGGUAACGGAACAGGUGGUAGAAUGCAAUUGACUGGUGCAUCAGCACCUGGGACCGCGGCCUCACCAGAGUCCGGGGUCUCACCCCUUGCUGACGCCUACACCAAGAUGACAACCGACAUCCUGACGGAGAGAACACUCGGUGAUUUUGUCAGCGAACAUCCUGGGGAGCUCGUCAAAACAGGCUCUCCACACUUGGUCUGCACUGUUCUACCAGCUCACUGGAGAUCCAACAAAACCCUUCCGGUGGCAUUCAAAGUCGUGGCACUUGGGGAAGUUGGUGAUGGCACAUUAGUGACUGUCAGAGCUGGUAAUGACGAGAAUUGUUGCGCCGAGCUGAGGAAUUCUACGGCGUUAAUGAAAAAUCAAGUUGCCAAGUUCAAUGAUCUGAGGUUCGUCGGGAGAAGUGGCAGAGGGAAGAGCUUCACACUGACGAUAACUGUUUCGACGUCUCCCCCUCAGGUCGCGACGUACACCAAAGCCAUCAAAGUCACCGUCGACGGGCCCCGAGAGCCGAGAUCCAAGACCAGUGAGUAUCACUUGCUAUCAUUUCUAGGGCAUCAGCAGCAGUUUCACGCAUUUGCAUUUGCCUCACAACGGGGUACACCAUUCUUUGCAUCACCACUUGUCGAUUCACUUCAGCCACUACCGAAUCCACUUCAACCACUGCCCAAUCCACUGCAACCGAGGGAUCCACUGUCGUCAUUCAGACACGCAAUGCCGGGAAAUUGUCAGAACAUGUCUCAGUUUGGAUUGACAGCUGGCAACUCUUGGGGGUAUGGAAGUACAGCUGGUUAUGCUGGAUACUUGCCUGGUCCGUUGUCAUCCUGCGCUGCACAAGCACAAUUUCCACCACCCCCACCGCCACCACCACCACCACCAUCUGCUCUAGCUUCUUUCGCGAGUACCACGGCAAUGAAUACACCAACAGCACCUGAUUCAACAGCGGGUACCACUGUACCUGCUGCCAACACCAGUCGACCUCAGCAAGACGCUUUUACUGCUGUCUCUUCGUUGGUUCCAGAUACCACAACCCCGGGGCAAGCUGAUCCCCUCGAUCCUCUAUCCUCUUUGAUGUCUGGAUCUACCACGCAGAGGUAUCAAGAUUACGUGUCACCGAGAUCUCUGUCAACAGAUUCAAAUACAACAGACAGUCCAGUUCAUGAGGAGGGCUUUGGUCAAAACUACAAUUACUUUCCAACACCUGGUGUUCUACCAAGUAUUCUCUACUCUCAAAUAUACGGAAAUCAGUUUCAGAAUUCAGAGAGCCCCGAGCAAACAGCCGUCGCCGAAAGCUGCAGUGUCAGACAAGAGGAAGUUAGACCAGAUAAUAAUGUUUGGAGACCAUACUGAAAAUUGGUAAAAUAGAGUGAACAUUGGUGCUUGUGAAAUUACGGUGUUGUAUUAUUUGAGAGCGUUUAUUGACUCUCACUUGUAAAUUUUCAUGAAACUUUGAGACAAGAGUCGAAACAACUUGGGCAUUAAACCUUGUAAUACGGUGGGACGUGAGGAUAAUUCAAACUCUUCAACGCACGUACGAAAAAGAUUCAUAUUAAAACCUUGAGUACUCAAUACGAUCGAAUGAUCGAAUGUGAGAACAAAAGUCCAUAAAAUUUCCAGAUUUUCGUAUGAAACUUUUUCAUAAAUUAAUUGUUUUCAUAGAUUAAUUGUUGAAUUGAUCAUGUCCCCGGUUGUCAACGAAAUGACAAUUGAACGAUAAACAGUGGUAUGGAAAGUGAGAUUCAAUGAGAGUGAGACUGAAGAAUGUAAAUAAAAAUAAAUUGUAAAUAUAAAAUGCAAUCCGAGUCCUCGAAAAUACGGGGGAGCAGAUACCGAAGAAUCAGACAAAAGCAGAAUGUUUCAUUUAACGUUUUUAUAGUAUAUUUGUGUUAUGAAUAUUCGGGUCACGUGCAAUAUCUGAUGGUCUUAGGAGAUUAUGUUUGUUAAUUUCAUAGCCAUAAUUCCGUAUUUCGUGUUAAACAUGACAACUAGCUUCUGAAUCCUACCGAAGUGAAUGUCUCGAAAGAAAAAAAUGAAUUAAACUGACGAUUAAACGAAUAA
This is a messenger RNA of Fopius arisanus, 2344 nucleotides long. RefSeq names its product runt-related transcription factor 1. Lineage: Eukaryota; Metazoa; Arthropoda; Insecta; Hymenoptera; Braconidae. Gene Ontology annotation, molecular function: ATP binding; DNA-binding transcription factor activity, RNA polymerase II-specific; RNA polymerase II cis-regulatory region sequence-specific DNA binding. Gene Ontology annotation, biological process: regulation of DNA-templated transcription. The record is from RefSeq and is a predicted model, not a curated record. Bases 164 to 1636 code for a protein of 490 amino acids. The transcript has 6 exons. Gene Ontology annotation, cellular component: nucleus.